Messenger RNA from Emiliania huxleyi CCMP1516, 4695 nucleotides. RefSeq lists its product as hypothetical. The record is from RefSeq and is a predicted model, not a curated record. NCBI's taxonomy places the organism in Eukaryota, Haptophyta, Isochrysidales, Noelaerhabdaceae. Bases 21 to 4454 code for a protein of 1477 amino acids. Gene Ontology annotation, molecular function: actin filament binding. Gene Ontology annotation, cellular component: cell junction; cortical actin cytoskeleton; cell projection. The transcript is spliced from 3 exons. Gene Ontology annotation, biological process: actin cytoskeleton organization.
GCGGACUCGUGAGCACAGGAAUGGGCGUCUUUGGCAAAAAGAGCACGCCCGCAGGCACCACGGCCGAGGAUGCGGACUUCGCCAGCAAGGCUGCGUCGAUGCGCGAGGCGCAGGACGCGCAGCAGCUCAAGACCUUUACGCGCUGGUGGAACAGCGUCUUGAAGCCUCGCGGCGUUAAGAUCGAGGACCUGGUGGUGGAGGUCAGCCCUGGUGUCAACCCGAUCAUGCUGUACGAGGAGCUGUCGGGCACGCUUGUCAAAAAGUACAGCAAGAAGCCGCCGUCGCGCUUCCAGAAGCUGGAGAACCAAAACAUCUUCCUCAAGGCGUUGAAGGAGAAGGGGAUCCGGCUGGUCAACAUUGGCGCCGAGGACCUCGUCGACUCCAACCGUACGCUCAUCUGCGGCCUGACGUGGACGCUCAUCCUCCGCUACGAGAUCCAGAAGUACGGCGCGAACGAGUCGGAGCUGCUGCGCUGGGUCAAGGCGUGCACGGCGGGCUACAAGGGCGUCAACAUCACCACCUGGGGCGACUCCUUCAACGACGGCCUCGCCUUCUGCGCGCUGCUGCACAAGCACGACGAGAACGUGCUCAACUACGACAAGAACAGCGACCCGAAGAAGGCGCUCGGCAACCUCGACACGGCCUUCACCGCCGCUGAGAAGCGGUGGGACGUGCCACGCCUGCUCGAGCCCGAGGAGCUCGCGGGUCCCGACCCCACCGACGAGAAGUCCGUCAUCACGUACGUCGCCAAGCUGCGGCAAGCCUUCCUCGACCGCGAGGCCGAGAUGAUGCGCAAGCUCAAGGAGGAGGAGGAGGCGCGCAAGAAGGCGGAGCGCGAGGCCCGCCAGGCGGCUCUCAAGAAGAUGGUGCAGGACCUCAAGACGGGCGUCGAUGACUGGAACAAGUGGACCAAGGGCAAGGAGGGCGAUUUCCGCAAGAAGGAGGGCGAGGCGCCCUCCUACCCCGAGGAGCGCUGCGAGAAGGAGCUCGAGGGGCUCAAGAAGUUCCGGACGGAGAAGGGCAAGGACGACAAGCCGCCAAAGGCGGAGGAGAAGGCGCGGCUCGCGGACCUGUACAACAAGGUGCGCGGCGAGAUCAUGGCGGACGCGAUGGACGCGGCCAAGGAGGGGUACCAGCCCGUCUUCGACGAGGGCGAGAUCGCGGACUGCGCGCCCGAGGUGCUGGGCGGCAAGUGGAAGGACAUGGAGAAGGCCGAGCGCGACUUCGAGGACGCGCUCGGCCGGCGGCUCGCGGACCUCGACGCGGCCAAGCGGGCCAAGGAGACGGACGACCUGCUCAAGGGGCUCAAGGACAAGGCGGACGAGCUGAUGGACUGGCUCAAGGGCAAGAAGGGCGACAUGGACGGCGACGCGCGCAGCAUCGGCGACGAGGACGACAUCGCCAAGAAGCAGGCGAAGCUCGACAAGCUGCUCUCGGACGAGAAGCCGCCAAAGCUGGACGAGACGGGGGAGCUGGCCAAGGAGCUGCACGCCGUCGCCGACCGGCUCGCUGCCGAGGGGCGCGACCCGCCGCCCGACCUCGAGGGCAAGCUGCAGGGCGGCUGGAACGCCUUCGACGACGCCGCCGCCGCGCUGCAAAAGGCGCUCGACGACGCGCGCAAGAAGGCGGCGCGCGACAAGGCGAUGGCCGAGACGGACAAGCUUCAGAAGGAGAACGAGGACGACGCGAACAAGUGGCUGGACAAGGUGAACGACAAGGCGAAGGACUUCGAGGACAAGGUCAAGUCCGGCGACCUCGGCAACACCAAGGAGGAGGCCGAGAAGAAGCUGGCCGACCUGCGCAGCCCGUUCCAGUCGGACACAAAGCCCGAGUGGGGCAAGGAGCGCGGAGGGAUCGACGCCGGCCGGCGCGCGGUCGACGACCGGCGCAAGGACGAGGACCGCCCGCCCGCCGACUGGAAGCCGCCGGGCGACGACCUCGACAAGGGCUGGAAGCGGCUCGGCGACGCGGAGCGCGAGUACGAGAAGGCGCUGCUCGACAAGCUCGGCAAGCUCGACGCCGAGGAGCAGGAGCGGCUCAAGAAGGCGGCGCGCAAGGAGAAGGCGCUCGCCGACAUCGCCGACGAGCUGCCGCCGCUCGUGCAGCGGCGCAAGGUCGAGAAGGACGCCGCCGCCGCCGCCGCCGAGGCGGCGCAGAAGGCCGCCGACAUCGCCGACUGGGCCCAGAAGGAGACGGCCGCUCUCCAGGAGCAGCUCGCCGCGCUCGAGGGCGACAAGGUCUCGCCGGCGGAGCCGCCGCUGGCGGCGCUGGAGAAGUUCUGCAACGGCGACAAGACGGCCAAGCAGGGCGACCUCCUCGACGCGCGCGCGGCCGCGUGCGACGCCAUUGCGACGCGCCAGCUGCAGCGCGCGGGCGCGGGCGGCCCCGCCGACGCCGCCAUCGCCGAGUCGCUGCCCAAGGCGGAGGAGGCGUGGGCCGCGAUGGAGGAGGCGGAGAGGCGGCUGAAGCACGCGCUCCAGGACAAGAUCAAGCGCGCGCAGGGCGCCAACCUCGAGUGGGAGCGGCUCAAGCGCGGCUGCACGCGCGUCGCCGAGUGGCUGGCGGCCUCGACGCCGGAGCGGAUGCGCUCCGAGCUCGGCGGCACCGAGGCGGAGGUCACGGCGCUGCUCGAGGAGGCGCGCGCCGUCUCGGCCGCGCUGGGGCUGCAGAUCGCGUCGGUCGCCAUCCUGACGCCGCUCGCCGAGCGCCUCUUCAAGGACGAGGAGUACGCCGAGCGCGCAAAGGCGGCCAUCGGCACGGUCGAUAUGCUGCCCUCGCUGGCGGCGCCGAUGGCCGAGCGGGUGGCGAGGCUGGAGGAGGAGCUCGAGCGGCAGCGCCGGCUCACGGCGGAGCGGCGCGCCUUCUCCGAGGCGACGGGCGCGCUCGAGGCUUCCAUCGUCGAGGCGGAGGAGCUCGUCGGCUUCCCGGUCGACACAGUCGACACGGCGGAGAUCAUCAAAGCGCUGCGCGAAGUUGGCGACAAGCAGGAGUCGGACCUGCUGCCGGCGCCCGAGGCGGCCGAGCCUGACGCCAUCAAGCGCGCCGAGGCGGCGUGCGCGACGUGGCGCCAGCUGUCCUCGAUGAUGCCCCCGCGCGCGGCCGCGUGCGAGGCGGCGCACCGCGCCGCGCUCGCCGCCGAGAAGCUGCAGUGCGACUACCGGGAGGCGGCGGAGGCGUUCCGCAAGUGGCACGCCGGCGCCGUCGCGCUGCUCACGAUGCCGGCCGGCGACGACGCCCGCGCCGCCGAUGACGUGCGCAAGGCGGCCGAGAUUGCGAUCGAGCAGCUCCCCGUCGGCGAGGCGCACCACCGCGCCGCAAAGGUUGCGAGCGACAAGAUGGCGAGCUACUCCAUCGCGCAGAACCCGUCGGUGCUCACGCUCGCCCAGAUGUCCGCGGCGCUCACGCAGAUGCGCUCGCUCCUCUCGCUGCUGCAAGGCGCCGCCAAGCUCGCCCCCGGCAACGCGACCCUCCCGACCAAGAAGAUCGUCGCGGCGCUCGAGGACCUCGCCGAGGCGACGGGCGUCUCGCCCGCGUCGCUCGGCUCCGAGUUCGGCCUGCCCGACGAGCACGUCAAGUUCCUCGAGGACGAGAUGGAGAAGAAGAACGGGGCGCUGCAGCCAACCUCCUUCGAUCCCUUCCCCGCCGACCGCAGCGCGGUCCCGACGCUCUCGCUGCCGACCAUCCCGCUCGACCUGCGCGCGCACGGCCUCGCGGUCAUCGAGCACGUCAACAAGGCGCGCAAGGAGCCGGAGAACCACGCCGACACGCUCGAGGCGGCGCUCUCCGACGCCUACGAGGGCAACCACCUCACCUGCCCGCCGUCGUGGGGCGGCAAGAAGCUCGUCACCGCCGAGGGCGUCGGCGCGCUCCGCGACCUCCUCAAGGCGCUGCGCAAGGCGACGGGCAACCUGCCCACCCUCCGCCUCGUCGCGGCGCUCGACGACGCCGCGCAGCAGGCCGCCGAGGAGCUGGCCGCCGGGAAGUCGCCGACAGACCUUACCACGCGGCUCAGCUCGCGCGGCACCUUCUCGGGCUCCGCGGGCGAGGCUAUCGUCUACGGCGUCCGGCAGCCCGAGCCUAUCGCCGCGCAGCUCCUGCUCUCGGACGGCGACGCUCAGCGCCGCAACCGCAGCUUCCUGAUGAACGGCGACCUUAAGGUGGCCGGCUUUGGCCUGGCCGACCACCCGCAGCACGGUUCGGUCUGCGUGAUCGUCUGCACCUCGCUCUUCGCCACGCCGAUCGACAAGCCCAUGACGGUCGAGUGCCAGGGCGAGGCGAACGACGACUUCCAGCGCGUCCUCGACGCCAUCCCGUCGGAGCAGGCGCGCGACAUUGCGACCGACGCGCUCGUGGUGGGAAAGAAGGUCAAGCUCGAUUACGUGCCCGGCUCCAUCGACAUCACUGUCUAUGAGCGGGACGGCUCCGCGCGCACGUCCAGCCUCAAGUGGGCCUAGCCCCGCAGCCCCUCCUCCCCACUUGCCCCGCUCGUCACGCCGUGGCCCAGCCUCGGCGGGGCUCUGUGCAAUAACACUUGGAAGUCGGCUUGCGCCGCGAGGCGUGAUUUUCCGGCGUGAGAGGGACCCCGCGGUGUGCGUUUAGAGACGCACAACACGAGAGGUGCGCGGGGAGAUCUGGUGUGCAUGUUGUGUGUGCUGUGCGCGGAUGGUUUAUUAACUCUGCUGGCGUGCCUCACCA